Molecule: messenger RNA, 609 nt
Organism: Magnolia sinica
Lineage: Eukaryota; Viridiplantae; Streptophyta; Magnoliopsida; Magnoliales; Magnoliaceae
Product: receptor protein-tyrosine kinase CEPR1-like
Exons: 4
Coding region: 1-609 (202 amino acids)
Source: RefSeq, a predicted model, not a curated record
AUGUGCAAAAGCGGCCUAACACUACAGUCUUCUCUAAGGGCGUCGAUACUGACAAACCCUCAAGGGCAGACUCCAUCGAAACAAGGAGAGUACCCUCCACGAUCCCUCCUGAUGACUGAGGGUCCUGAUGAGCGGCAUAAAAUCUUCCCUAGGCUUAAUGGGGAGGAGGCUGGUGUUGUAGUCGCUGCUGCUGCUAUGGGGGCUAUCGCGGAGGCUAAUACGGUGCCCUCAGCUGCUGUUGCUGUGGAUGAGGACACUCGUGCCUACGAUGUCCUGUCCUACCGCACCCAAAAAUACACUUGUUCAUCUAAGGCGACAAUCAAAUGCGACGUAUACAGCUUUGGAGUAGUACUGAUGGAGCUGAUUACUGAGAAAAAACCCAUCGAUGCAGAAUCCGACGAGAACAUGAACAUCGUAUUUUGGGUCUCGCAAAAGAUCCCAACCAAAGAAGGGGUUUUCAAUGUCUUAGACAAGCGAUUAUCAGGCUCAUUCGGGGACGAGAUGAUCCAAGCACUGAGAAUUGCCAUCCGUUGCACUUGUUCGGCCCCAGCUCUUCGCCCCACCAUGAAAGAAGUCAUCCAGCUGCUGAUUGAUGCAGAUUCGUGCUAG